This is a messenger RNA of Naegleria gruberi, 1275 nucleotides long. RefSeq lists its product as uncharacterized. The transcript is spliced from 3 exons. The record is from RefSeq and is a predicted model, not a curated record. Gene Ontology annotation, cellular component: membrane. Lineage: Eukaryota; Heterolobosea; Eutetramitea; Acrasida; Naegleriidae. Gene Ontology annotation, molecular function: serine-type endopeptidase activity. Gene Ontology annotation, biological process: proteolysis. Bases 1 to 1275 code for a protein of 424 amino acids.
AUGCCUGUUCAUACAAUUCGUGAUUUACCAAGCGAUAAUAAUAAUAACAAUAACAAUAAUCCAUCAUCAGGAGGAGGAAGAUCCCUCGGUGGUGGAGGUGGUAGAAGCCUUGGAGGAGGAAGAUCUCUCGGUAAUGGUUCUUCCAAUUCAAACAACAAUAACAAUGCAUCAUCAUCAUCAGGAAGAGUAUUAAGUUCGGGAGAAGCUGUUUCUUAUCAACCUUCUUCUGCUAAUUAUGCUGGUGGAGCUGCUGAUAAUGGAGGUUCUUCUUCUGGAGGAGGAUCAAUGUUUGGAGGCAUGUUUUCUAGACUUGGUGGUAUGUUCUCUCAAGGAUCUGGUAGUACUGCUGGAGGUGGAAGUUAUAGUGCAACAGGUCAACCAGUUGAUGUUGAAUCACAAAAUAGACCUACAGAUCCUUAUCAACAACAAUAUGAUAUGAAUGAGGACAUGUUUUGGAGUUAUAAUUUGCAUGGUAUUACACCACAAUGGUAUCAUACCUGUUUAAUGUGUUGUUGUCCUUGUUUUGUUGGACCACCUUGUUCACCAACCAGAAAGCAAGAUUACAAGAAUAUGCUCAAGACAUUUUGCUUUUGGAUUUCCAUUGUACAAAUCAUUUACUUUAUUGUAGAGGUAUCUGUUGGAGGUAUUGAUAGUUCUAAUCCAUCUAUUGGGCCAUCUAGUUCAACUCUUCUCUUAUUAGGAGCCAAAUCUGCUUACAAGAUCAAGAAGGAAUAUCAACUUUGGCGUUUAUUCACUCCACUCAUAAUGCACGCAGGAUUUUUGCACUUGUUUAUGAAUUUAUUUGUUCAAGUAAUGAUUUGUAUGGGUUAUGAAAAGACUUGGAAGUGGUAUCGUGUUCUUCCAAUUUAUAUUAUUGCAGGUGUUGGAGGUAAUUUAUUGAGCUGUGUUGCCCUUCCAGAUAGUGUUUCAGUUGGAGCUUCUGGAGCAAUUAUGGGAUUGAUUGGUGCCAAGGUUGCUAAUAUUAUCAUUCGUUGGAAGAAGAUUCCAACUCAGCCAAAGAUUAUGCAAUGCAUCAGUGUUGGAUUUAUUAUUGUAAUUACACUUUUGUGGAGUUUCUCUGAUUAUGUAGAUUAUGCUGGCCACUUGGGAGGAUUAAUGUGUGGAUUCAUUAUUGGAUUUGCUUGUUUCGCCAUUACCGAAGUUUCAGACCGUAUCUACAAGUGGACUAUUUUUGCCAUGAGUGUUGGGUUGACAUUUGUUAUUUAUUUGACCCUUAGUUUAGUAUUUGGUCUUGUUACUACUGUUUCUGCAUAA